CUGUGGGUGUGGGUGUGGGUGUGUCGUGCAGAGUUCGCGUCGCGGCCGCACUACGCGCGCGCCUGGCCGCAGCUGCUGUACGCCGCCGCGCUGCGCUACAACGCCUGCUUCCGGGACCUCGCCGCCAAUAAAACUGAUAACACUGUGGACAACAGAUCAACUAAAACAGAAAAUGGCAACUUUGAAUUUUUCGAACCUGUGGAUGAAAGAUUUCAUUUACUUUUCGGUAUAUGUAUGGAGGCAUUGUGUGCACAACGCGAUAUAAGCGAUAGCAACACAGUUUCUGUGCUUUUGUCGUUGGUGACUCUGCUGGACGCUCCGGAAAAUAGAGCAAGAUUGUUUAAAGACAAAGCACUGGCGAUAGAACUGUGCCAAAUUAUUCAUCGGAUAGGCCUCACUCAAGACAACAUCGAGGCGUUGCUGCUAGCCGCCGACAUACUGCAGCUGAUCAUUCUUGGCGGCAAGGAACAACUUCACGCUAGCAUGCAAGCUAAGAUUAAAGAGCUGUCGGCGAACGAGGGGUCGGAGGGUGUGUCCGAGGCGAUGCUGGCGGCGGUGGCGACGCUGGGCGAGGGCGGGCCGACGGGCGACGUGUGCGGCGCGCGCUGCGUGUCGGCGGGUGCGCUGCGGGCGGCCGCGUGCCUGGUGGUGCGGCGGCUGCCCGCGCUUGGCCCGCGCCGCGGCCUCACCGGCGUCAUCGGCGUGCCGCGCGGCCUUGGCCCGCACGCCGACGCGCUGCUCGUCAAGUGCCUCGCCGCCAUGUCGCAGCUCACCGAUCUCACCAGCCCGCAAGGCGCGGUGUCGCUGCUGCCGACGGUGCUGCACGUGGCGACGGAGGUGCUGCGCGAGGGCGGCGCGGCGGCCGAGGCGGGCGUGCUGCUGCUGCAGCGCGCCGCCGACUGCCGCGCCGCCGCGCCCGACACCAGCGCGCACCACGCGCGCCUGCUGCAGACCGCGCUCGCCAAGCUCCUGCACAGCGUCAAGACAGAGGCAUCGGAACAGCGCAUAGAGCCAAUUACAGGGGCACGCGGUAUGGCUGCAGUGCUGGGGCGCGCGGCUCCCUCGCCAGAGCUGCACUACCCCUGCAUCAACCACUUCCGACAGUGCCUCGACACGCGCGACAACGACGUGUUCGCGGCGUGCUGCGGGGUGCUGCGCGGCGUGUGGUCGGGCGGCGCGGGCGGUGCUGGUGGUGGCGCGGGCGGCGCGGUGUCGUGGUGGGCGCGCGCGCUGGGCGCCCGCGUGGUGGCGCGCGCGGCGGCGGCGCGGCGGCCGGCAGACGCGGCGCACGCGCGCGCCGCCGUGGCCGCGGUCACCGCGCUCGACGACCUCGUCGCCGCCGCGCCCGAACCCGCGCAGGAUCCUCAUAAAGGCAUUCAGUUGCUGCGUAUGCUGGUGCCAAUAGUGAUAUCGUACCUGCGCGAAGGCAAUGAGCUAGCGAGCGCGCCGCCACACGUGCGCACGCUGCACGAGUUCGCGCUGCAGUGGCUCAUGCGCGUCGGACCCAAGUACCCGCAGGAGUUCAAAACAAUGAUGCAACAGUCGCCCGAUCUUCGCACCAAGUUAGAAAACGCCGUGAAAGCGAACCAGAUCAGUCGAUCCAAUAAACAGUCUCAACCGCAAAGACCGGUCUUUGAGUCGCGACCAGCCAAACCCACUAUACAGCUGAAGACCGAUUUCAGCGAUUUCAGAUAA
Molecule: messenger RNA, 1695 nt
Organism: Parnassius mnemosyne (clouded apollo)
Lineage: Eukaryota; Metazoa; Arthropoda; Insecta; Lepidoptera; Papilionidae
Source: the annotation of a GenBank genome assembly